CAGCCGGUCUCUCAACAUGGCCAAGAUGGUGGAGGCCGUCAGGCUACGGCAGGCACAGUCGAGUGAAGUGCAGCUGUCUGGCUCUCUGAAGGUGCUGAUUUGUUCCAUCUGUCUGGGCAGUGUCAGUGAAGAGGACGAUGAGAUUGUGGAAUGUGACAACUGUGGCAACGCUGUGCAUGAAGGUUGCUAUGGUGAGCAUGUGAGUGACAGCGCCUCCACCUCCAGUUCCCAGAGUUCCUCCUCCACAGAGCCCUGGUUCUGUGAUGCCUGCAGGGCCGGGGUCAAACCGUCCUGUGAGCUGUGUCCUAACAUGGAGGGAAUCUACAAGCAGACUGAUGCUGGCAGGUGGGUGCAUGUGGUGUGUGCCCUGUACAUCCCCGGCGUUGCGUUUGGAGAUGUGGAGAAACUCAGUCCUGUCACACUGGCCGAGAUGCCCUACUCCAAAUGGGGCUCACGGGACUGCUGCCUGUGUGAGGAUGAGCGGUUCAGUAGGACAGGUGUGUGUAUCGGCUGUGAUGCUGGCAUGUGCAGGAACUACUUCCAUGUUACAUGUGCCCAGAGAAUGGGACUACUGUCUGAGGCUUCUCCUGAUGAGGACAUAGCGGAUCCGUUUUUUGCCCACUGUAAGCUGCACGUGGACAGAGACACCAUGAAACAGAAGAGACAACACUGGAUGGCCAUGCAGUCUUCUAUCCGACAGGCACAGCUCAGGAUACAGGCAGCAUGGGAGUCUAACAAGGAGAGGUUUGGUAGGAAGCUGCAGCACUCCCAGCAGCGUUACCAGCGAGCCAUGAGGAACCUCUUCAACCCCUGGUCCUCCUCUGAGAAGCUUCCCCGUCUGCUGACCACCAGCCCUUCUGCCUACCGAAGGCUGCUGAGGAAGGCUGACCUCAUGGGACUGGCCUCGCAGGGAGCGGAGCACACAACCAGUUACACCACCGUGGACGUGAGGAGGAGGUGGCACAUCCAGCCGGCUAUCUCUCCGGAGUUUGCGCUCUACUAUCUAGACCGUAACAACCGUGUUGAGUCGCUGAAGCUGAAGCUGGCGGGACUUCUGUCGGAACACGACAAACUUCGAGAGGAGGAGACCUCGCUCAGGGAUAAGUACGACAAGUUGUCAGGAGAAGUGGAGAGUCUCCAGUCCUCCACAGGCCAGCUGCAGACCCAGGGAGUGUCCUUAUGGACAUGUCUUGGAGAGAUCACCGGCAAGAAACUGGCCCUUCCCAACGUCUUAAAACCGCCCAAGUCACCGAGGAGAGAGCCAAGGAGGGACAGUCUUAAGUCUCAACCUGUCAUACACCAGUGUGGCAUCUGUAAGCAGACCAGUGACCAGCACCUGCUGGCGAAGUGUGACACCUGUCGGCUGUUCUAUCACCUGGGCUGCCUCGACCCCCCACUCUCCAGGAUGCCCAAGAAAACCGCAACCAUCGGAUGGCAAUGUUCGGAGUGUGCCAGUAGUUCGGAAAGUGACGCGUCGUCAGCGGCAACGCCCGAAACAGGGAAUGAUGGGACGCGGCGUACGCGCCGUCAGAUCAAGGAACCAAUCAAGUUCACCCCUCAACCAAUCAAAAAGGGCCUGAAAAUGAAGGGCCACCGAACCAGGCCAUCCAAGAAAGCCAAGCUAAAGACAUCAGAAGUCAGGGAGAAGGAGGGGGAGACCAAGGAGCCAGAGAAGCGGCGAGAGCGGCGUGUGAGAGACACAGACGUGAGGACGGAAUGUUGUGUGUGCUGGCAGACUGGGGACAACGCCUGUCUGGAGCCAGAGAAGCGGCGAGAGCGGCGUGUGAGAGACACAGACGUGAGGACGGAAUGUUGUGUGUGCUGGCAGACUGGGGACAACGCCUGUCUGGUCAGGUGUGACGACUGCCAGCUGUGUUUCCACUUCGCCUGCCUGGACCCGCCGCUAACUCGCUCACCAAAGUGCUUCGGCUACGGAUGGGUCUGUCAGAACUGUGACAUAUCCGAGGAUGAGGACCCCAUACCAACUCCUCCCAAGAAAGCCAAACUGCAUCUUACAGAGAAGACAGAGGAUAAGGAAGACGAGAAAAUGUCUUAGAGAAGGUUUCUUCAAGGACAUUAUACCCUUGGUUUCACCCUGCUCCUUCAAGUUCAAGUUACAUUCCAUUUGUUUGAUAACAGGAA
Messenger RNA from Branchiostoma belcheri (Belcher's lancelet), 2142 nucleotides. RefSeq names its product PHD finger protein 14-like. The coding region runs from base 17 to 2056 and encodes 679 amino acids. Lineage: Eukaryota; Metazoa; Chordata; Leptocardii; Amphioxiformes; Branchiostomatidae. Gene Ontology annotation, biological process: regulation of transcription by RNA polymerase II. The record is from RefSeq and is a predicted model, not a curated record. The transcript has 21 exons.